Syngnathoides biaculeatus (alligator pipefish) is the source of this 3473-nucleotide messenger RNA. Its product is annotated as lamina-associated polypeptide 2, isoforms beta/gamma-like. Lineage: Eukaryota; Metazoa; Chordata; Actinopteri; Syngnathiformes; Syngnathidae. The record is from RefSeq and is a predicted model, not a curated record. Gene Ontology annotation, molecular function: DNA binding.
GCAAACUCCACACAGGGGGGGCCGGGAUCGAACUCGGGUCCUCAGAACUGCGAGGCCAACGCUGCUCACAGCUGCUCCACCGUGCCACUUUCCCAUUUGUAUGGAAAAUUGACAAAAGGUUAACCAUGCAAGAGUUAAUAAUGCGAUUCAGAUCGAUGUACGUGGAGUACAUGGAAAAUGAGGACAGCACUGCAUUGGAGUACGGCAGCCAUUUUGAUAACGUGACUCGCACUGCCCCCUUCUGGUGAGAUGGCAACACUACACCUCUUCCAUAUCCUCUUCCACACAUGGAAACAAAAGCGGUCGUUCUCGUUUAGUGUUGAUUUCCGGUUUUCUUGGACCCUUUCACGGUUCGUCCCCGCACGGGAACCUUAGGAAAGAUUUUUUUUUUUUUUUUUUUAAUCUUGUUGUGAAGUGAAGGUCGGAGCGAACUAUCAUCGGUGACAACCGCCAUUGACGCUCUUUGUCCAAAGUCACGAAAGGCUCUUUCGUACUUCUGUUCGUAAACAACCACUUUGAUUUUAAAAAAGAAAAUGGAAUUCGGCGACCUUUGCUCUUAUUUAGUUUCCCGCAUCUUGAGCAGGUCUCGUUCUUUGAUUGUUUUUGUUUCUCUUUCUUUGUUUGGGGCGGCGUUCCACUCGUAGCGCGCCAAUCACGGCGAGGCUUACUGGCGCCGCUCGGCCAACGGCGACGCGACUUGCUUCCCGGUCGCGCGGUGGCCAGACAAGAGGCGAGCGGGCCGGCGGCGAGCUAACUGCUAACAUCCGUUCAAUUCUAACUUUACUCUUUAGCGUCCUUUUCACGCCGAAGCAAACGAGCGGAGCCGCCUUGGAAAAAAUCCAAGGCACCCGGCAAGAUUGAGUCGGCGCGGCUAAAAGUCGACCUUGUUCAAGUAUUCGUCCGAACAAGCGCGCGUCGUGCUAGCGCGAGCGGCUAAGGCGCCAGUCGAUCCCGUUUGACAACGAGGCGGUCGUUCGUUCGUUCGCUGCAACGUCCGUUAUCCGCUCGCGCAUUCGCCACGCGGCUGAAACUCGAGGGGGCGACCAUGGCGGAAUUCCUCGAAGACCCGUCGGUCCUCACGAAAGACAAGCUGAAGAACGAGCUGGCGGCCAACAACGUGGCGCUGCCGAGCGGCGAGCACAAGAAAGAAGUCUACGUGCAGCUCUAUUUGAAGAACUUAACGGCGCAGAACAACAAGCGGAGCCCGCCCGCCGACGCCUUCUCCAGCGACGACGAGCUGCCCGCCCCCGUGGUGCUCUCCAACAAAAGCAGAUCGGGGAGAAAAGCCACGAAAAAGACAGACAAGCCUCGCGUAGAAGUGGAGGUGACGGAUCUCACCGACGAGGACCUCAAAAUGCAACUCGCCAAGUAUGGCGUGGACGCAGGACCCAUCGUGGCCUCCUCCCGCAAGUUGUACGAGAAGAAGCUGCAGAAGCUCCUGGAAGAGCCGACGGCCGAGGCCCCCGCCGACGUCACCGCCCUCCCCGAGGCCGACGCCGACCAGAACGGCAACACCAACUCCGACCAGUACAGCGACAAGGAAGCCGAGGAAAUCAGCAGCACGGAACCAGAACCGGUCCCCGUAGCGGAGAAACCCGUCCGCAGCAGAGGGAAAACGCCCGUCGGCGUGCGGACCGCCACCAGACGACAGACCAAGGUGGUGGACGGCGAGGAAGGGGGGGCGGCGGCGGCGGAUGGCCCCCCCGUCAAGGCCGGCGAGAGUGUGGUUGAAGACAUUCUGGCCAAUGAAAUCAGCACACCGACGGGCAUAAGCGCCACCCGCAGGCGUCCCAUCCGAGGAGCGGCGGGACGGCCGCUCAAGCCCGCCGACUACUGGCUGGACGAGUCGCGCGUGCGCCGCAGCGUCCGCACCGAGAACCGCUCCUACUCGGAAUCGUACUCCCGGGGGGUCGGCGCGGCCCCCUGCCCCUCCGCGGGGAAAGCCCCGGCCCGGGGCGCCCUCUCCCUCCCGCUCAAGCUGGCGGCGGUCCUGGCGGCGGUGUGCGGCUCGCUGUACUUGGCCUACCGCCACCUGGACGGGGCUCACCGAAGCGACCUGCGGGGCCUCCUGGACGCCGUGGCGGCCCCUCUGCGGGGCGCCGCCGCCUACUUGGGUCUCGGCGGCAAGUGAAAGGCGUCGGGUCGCCCUCGCCUCGGCUGCGCCCGCCUCCCGCCCCCUGCCGCGCUCUCCGGAACUGGGAUCAAACCGCACCGAAUGAAAACUGGCUUCAAACGGACUCCGCUAAAGGUUGCGUCCAAGCGUAAGUGCGACGACUGGCCUCAAUCUGGCUUCGGACCGACUGAACAAAACCCGCCUAGAACAAAUCCUCCCAUCCGUUCCCACCUGGUGGACGCGCAGGAUCGCGGCAGGCGGGUGCCGCCGCCACUUUCUGAUUUUUAGAUCUUUUUAGUUUUCAAACCUGUGAAUUGUCGUCUUUACUUGUAAGUAGAAUCCAGUGGAGACGGACGGGUUAUACCCUGCAUGGAUGUAGUUUUUUUUUUUUUUUUUUUUGGGGGGGGGCAUCUAUGUAGCGUUGUGAGCGACACGCCGUGGGCGUUCCCCCAAAGUGAGGUGCCUCGCAUAAAAUGUGUAGCGUUGGCUAGCCCGAUGUUUCCUGGAGGGGGGGGGGGGGGGGGCACGAGAACCACAGACUUGUAAAAAUAUUCCAAUUGCAGACGCCAAUUUGAGUGGGAAGGGGGCCGCGAUACAAAUUCAGGCACUGUCAUCAAAUAAGGGAAGUCGAGUUCCAUUCAAUUUUUCACUUCAUGGCACUUAAUCGGAAUCUUGCUUCCAAAAUGCUCCCAGGAUGACUUUUGACGGGAUAAAUGGAGCUUUACGCGCAUUAACCAAUUGGGGGGGGGAUAAAGAUAGGAGUAAACGGCGAAUGAAGGGGAUCCAUUUAACUGAUCGUAUUGGAAAGGUCAGAGCAAGGAGCCGUUUUUGGACUUACCCCGAGUUUACAUUUUGGGGGUUUUAGUGCUCUUUUGUGCUUUUUCGUUUUCUCAGUUUUUGAAUUUGAGUCCGUCUCACAACCCCCCCCCCCCCCCCCACAUAGUUGCUCCUCUCACUGGCUGCACGCGCCACCAGGACGUCACAAACCCCCCCCUCGGACCUUGUAAUCCAUCAUCACGACCCGACGACGGCAACGUCAGCCUGAGCAAAUUGACACUUUCCAAAACCGCAGCCAGGAUGAAGGAAGAUUUGAUUCAUUAGACAUUUUUGAUAUUUUUCUAAAACUUUACUUUUUUUCUAGAACCCUCGAAGGUGACGCUGAAAAAGCAAGACUCGCACGAGUGACUCGGUAUUUAUCUUAUUAAUUUGACUUUUGACGGUCUUAGAAAGCAAUUUCAUCUCCAGGCAGCUUCCCCACAACGGACACCAAGUUUAGUUACGUACGUGGGUUUGGAUUUUUAAUUGUAUUUAUGAUCAAGUAGGCAAUGUAUCAUAAAAUAAAUGUCAUCCUUAGAACACA